CAAUAACUUGAAUCUACCUCUGGCCAUCUCAUUUAACAUGCAAAAGUUGAUGAUAAAAAGGCCUAAGGAUUUUCAUCUCCAGUUUUAUAUUACUCCUAAAAAUGAAUUCAAAACAACCAAUUGUUUGCUUAUCAUCUUUCUCUCACAUUCAUUUGAUCUUUUAUACUCUUGUUAUAUUUCUUACUUCCACAACCAUCUCAGCUGCCUAUGUAGGCCAAAAUGAGACUGAUCAUCAGGCUUUGCUCAAUAUCAAGUUGAUGAUCACUCAUGAUCCAUACGGAGCUCUAACCUCAUGGAACAGUUCCACGCAUUUCUGUGAUUGGGCUGGUGUUACAUGUGGGAAGAGGCAUAGAAGGGUGACUUAUUUACGACUGAUCUCGCAAGGUCUAGAAGGCUCUUUGUCUCCUCAUGUAGGGAACCUCAGCUUCCUCCGUCGACUUUACCUUUGGAAUAACAGUUUUCAAGGAGCCAUCCCUCAUGAACUCGGCCGCCUUUCUAGGCUACGUGUUCUUUCUCUGUAUACAAACAAAUUCAACGGGGUCAUUCCAGCUAACAUAUCCGGUUGUUCUAACCUUGUAGAGAUCGGUCUUUCAGAAAACGAGUUAGUUGGAAGCAUACCCAAAGAGAUCAGUUUCCUCCCAAAACUUAGUUUCCUAUUACUUCAAUAUAAUAAGUUAACGGGUGGAAUCUCACCUUUCUUAGGGAAUAUUACAACAAUGGUAGUGUUUGCUACUCAUGGAAAUCCUUUAGGUGGGAGCAUUCCAGACACCUUAAGCCAUUGGAAAAACUUGGAACAAAUUUACUGCAGUCAUUGUAAUUUAUCCGGGACCAUCGCUCCCAUGUAUAACCUUUCACUCCUAACCGAGGUUCGCUUCACUAAUAAUCAAUUGACAGGCAGCCUUCCUCUAGCCUUAGGUACAAUGCUCCCACAACUCGUUUCUCUUUAUUUAUGGGGUAACCAACUAACCGGGCCUCUUCCACCAACAAUUUCUAAUUGCUCAAGAUUGUCGGAUCUUCAAAUGAACAAGAACAAGUUUCGUGGAAAGUUGACGAUUGACUUUUCAAAACUGAGAGAUAUAUAUUUUAUAACCAUCGGUUCUAACAACUUUGGAAGCAAAGAAAUUGAUGAAAUGAAGUUUAUUAAUUCUUUGGAAAAUUGUACCAAAUUAAAGUACCUGGAUAUUUCCGACUGCAAUUUUCAAGGAGUGCUCCCGAGUUCUAUAGGUAAUCUUUCUGAUCAACUCAGCUAUUUAUCUUUAGAGCUAAAUCAGUUACAUGGAAACCUCCCUUUAUCAAUUGGCAAUCUAGCUGGCGUGAGCAGUUUAUAUUUAGCAACAAACCAUUUCACUGGAAGUAUUCCCUCAACCAUUGGUAACCUUCAAACGCUACAAGUACUUGAUUUACACAAAAACCAACUUUUAGGAAGAAUACCUGAUACCAUAGGGAAUUUAUCAUUGUUGAUCACACUUUCUUUAUCUUCAAACAAGUUGGAAGGGGCUAUCCCAUCAAGCCUUGGAAAUUGUCGUCGUCUAUUAGAGUUAGACCUUGGUGACAAUAGACUUAACGGAAAAAUACCCACACGACUUCUUCAACUUUCAUCUCUGUCCAAAACUUUGAAUCUUUCUCAAAACAAUUUGUUUGGGUCACUUCCAAUGGAGGUUGGAUACCUCAAGAUGUUGAGCGCUCUGGAUUUAUCUUAUAAUAAUUUAUCAGGAAACAUUCCUAGUGGCCUUGGUGAUUGUGAUAGCCUUACAAGAUUGAUCCUUAAAGGCAACUUAUUUCAAGGUAUAAUGCCAUCAUCAUUAAGUUCCUUGAAAGGAUUGUUGGAACUUGAUAUUUCUUAUAAUAAUUUAUCGGGGCAAAUUCCUAAAUUUUUGGAACAGUUGAAGUUAGAACAUUUAAAUUUGUCAUAUAAUGAUUUUGAGGGUCAAGUACCAAUGCUUGGAGUGUUCUCGAAUGAAAGUGCAUUCUCUGUUUUUGGGAAUAGUAGGCUUUGUGGUGGCUUAACCGAACUAGGUUUACGAAGAUGCAAGGAGAUGAAAAAACAAACAAAAAGGUUUCCUUUGUUUGUAAUAGUCAUUUUGGUGGCAUCCACCCUUUUCAGCAUAAUAUGUUUAGCAUAUGUUUGUUGCAAAAAGAAAAUUAAGAGACAACUAUCUCAAUCAUCAAAAAGUAGUGGAUUCUUGAAAGUUUCCUACAAACAACUUUUCAAGGCUACCAAUGGGUUCUCGGAGGCUAAUUUGAUUGGAAAUGGUGGGUUCAGUUCCGUUUAUAAAGGAAUCCUUAAUGAAGAUGAUGAUAGAUAUGUUGCAAUCAAAGUUCUUCAUCUUCAAAAUCGAGGAGCUCAAAGAAGCUUUAUGAGGGAGUGUGAAGUUUGGAGGAACAUACGACACAGGAAUGUAUUGAGGGUAAUAACUUCAUGUUCUAGUGUUGACUUUCAAGGAAAUGAUUUCAAAGCUUUGGUAUACGAGUUCAUGCCCAAGGGAAGUUUACAUGAUUGGUUACAUUCAAGUGAAAGUACAUCGAGACUCAACCUUCUUCAAAUAAUAAAUAUUCUUAUGGAUGUAGCAUGUGCACUUGAUUAUAUUCACAAUCAAUGCAUACCUGCUGUUGUUCACGGUGACUUGAAGCCUAGCAACAUUCUACUUGAUGAUGACAUGGUAGCUCAUAUAGGGGACUUUGGUUUAGCUCGCUUUCUAGGAACAACUUCAUACCAAACCAACUCAACUAUGAAUAGAGGAACAAUUGGUUACAUUGCUCCAGAGUAUGGUAUCGGGAAUGAGAUGACAAGUAGUGGAGAUAUUUAUAGUUUUGGGAUAUUAUUACUCGAGGUGAUGACCGGAAAAAAACCAACCGACGACAUCUUUCAGGAUGGCCUUAGCCUUCAUAAAUUUGCUUCCAUGUCCUUGCCAGACCAUGUAACCAAUGUUAUUGACGUUAACAUUGUAAACACUUAUCAAGAGAAAGAGACUGCUACUAAAAAUAAAGUAGUAGAUGAAAAGAAAUUAAAGGAAUGUCUGGCAUCAACAAUCAAGAUUGGAGUAUCAUGUUCUGUGGAUUCCCCGCAACAACGGAUGGACAUAAAAAACGUUGUACGUGAAUUACUGCAUAUUCUGAAUGCACUUCAAGAUAUUUGAGGAUAUUGUGAAUUUGGAGGGCAGCAGCUGGCAAAGGGACUGGAAGUGAAACCUGGAAUAACGGAAGGGUCUUUUUGGAGCAGCAGCUGUUUUGUACUUUAUAUAAAUAGAUUUCUAUUUACUGAUUCUGAUUGUUGGUUUGCUAUCAAACAGGUUUCAUUUGAGUUGUGUAUUUCUGAUUUGAGUUUUUCUUGUUUUAAUAAACUCAUUGGUGUUAAUCUCUAAUAUGAGUUCUUUGUUGGGUUGUGGAGGAUUUGACUAGUAGGGGUGUUCUUAGUUACACUCUUUCUGUAUCUAGCAGGGGUGUUCUGUGUUAUACUCCUCCUGCAGCUAGCAGGAGUAUUCUCUGUUAGUAAACUUUAAAGUCAACAACCCUAAUUGUAACCCCUAUAUAUACUUCUUAUUCAUGUCUGUAAACCUUUGAGCACCUAAUAAAGAAAAGAACUAGUUGUGGGAGUGGAUGUAGGUCAGAUUAGACCGAACCACUAUAAAUCUUGUGUUCUUGUUCUUGUGAUUUAGAGUGUGUGAGUGUGUGUGCUUG
This is a messenger RNA of Helianthus annuus (common sunflower), 3678 nucleotides long. Its product is annotated as receptor kinase-like protein Xa21. Bases 102 to 3137 code for a protein of 1011 amino acids. The record is from RefSeq and is a predicted model, not a curated record. The transcript has 3 exons. Gene Ontology annotation, biological process: hormone-mediated signaling pathway; protein phosphorylation. Gene Ontology annotation, cellular component: plasma membrane. Gene Ontology annotation, molecular function: ATP binding; protein kinase activity; protein binding. NCBI's taxonomy places the organism in Eukaryota, Viridiplantae, Streptophyta, Magnoliopsida, Asterales, Asteraceae.